Molecule: messenger RNA, 886 nt
Organism: Trichomycterus rosablanca
Lineage: Eukaryota; Metazoa; Chordata; Actinopteri; Siluriformes; Trichomycteridae
Gene: prdx1
Product: peroxiredoxin 1
Exons: 6
Coding region: 65-664 (199 amino acids)
Biological process (GO): removal of superoxide radicals; response to oxidative stress; hydrogen peroxide catabolic process
Cellular component (GO): cytosol
Molecular function (GO): thioredoxin peroxidase activity
Source: RefSeq, a predicted model, not a curated record
CUCUGCUUAGCGGUUUUUUCUUGAACGCCGCAGAAGGCUGGUACAGAAGGUGAAGUUGGAGAAUAUGGCAGCUGGCAAAGCACAGAUUGGCAAACUUGCCCCUGACUUCACAGCCAAGGCAGUGAUGCCUGAUGGCCAGUUUAAGGACCUUAAGUUGUCUGAUUACAGAGGGAAGUACUUAGUGCUGUUCUUUUACCCUCUGGACUUUACCUUUGUGUGCCCUACCGAGAUCAUCGCCUUUAGUGAUGCUGCUGAGGAGUUCAAGAAGAUCGACUGCGAGGUCAUUGGUGCCUCUGUUGACUCGCACUUUUGCCAUCUUGCCUGGAUUAACACCCCUAGGAAGCAAGGUGGUUUAGGACAUAUGAAGAUCCCUCUGGUAGCUGACUCCAAACGAACCAUCUCCCAAGAUUAUGGAAUUCUGAAGGAAGAUGAAGGCAUUGCUUACAGAGGUCUUUUCAUCAUUGACGACAAAGGCAUCCUGAGGCAGAUAACCAUCAAUGACCUGCCAGUAGGCCGUUCUGUUGAUGAGACACUACGUCUGGUUCAGGCUUUUCAGUUCACCGACAAACACGGUGAAGUUUGCCCAGCCGGAUGGAAGCCCGGGAAGGACACAAUCAAGCCAGACGUCAAUAAGAGCAAAGAUUUCUUCUCCAAACAAAACUAAACACACAAGAUUCUGCAGCCUAGUCUAGCAGUCCCCACACUGGCACUUGUAUAGGACCAUAAGACCAUAAUUAUGACCUUGUUAAGCCUAAAAUUAGUGUGUAGUGCUUUUAAGUGUUAUUUACAUUGUGUGACAUUCUCAAGCAUGUUUAUUUUGCUGGCUUUUUUAUUGUUUAUUGUUUACACCAUCUUUUCAUUUUCACAUUAAAAACAUAAAUAUAAA